This is a messenger RNA of Camponotus floridanus (Florida carpenter ant), 2829 nucleotides long. RefSeq names its product sprouty-related, EVH1 domain-containing protein 1 (gene Spred). The transcript has 6 exons. Gene Ontology annotation, biological process: negative regulation of MAPK cascade; multicellular organism development. Gene Ontology annotation, molecular function: protein kinase binding. Bases 801 to 2063 code for a protein of 420 amino acids. Gene Ontology annotation, cellular component: membrane. NCBI's taxonomy places the organism in Eukaryota, Metazoa, Arthropoda, Insecta, Hymenoptera, Formicidae. The record is from RefSeq and is a predicted model, not a curated record.
CCGCGGUUUUUAUCCCCCGUGCUCCGAUAUCCCUCGUCGAGACCGUUCCAUUUAUCGAGAUACGACAAUCGUCGUCCUCCUGUCACCUGUCACCUGUCCUCGUGUCACUUGACGUCAGAUGUGCACGAUUAUUCGGGCGUGCUUUUUACGGGCCUCCCCGUUUCCCCUGUCGCCUUCCCCCCCUCCCCCGAAUCCGUCCUCCUCGAUCGCUCUUUCCUUCCCCCCUUCGUUCGACGUAUUUCGUUUGUCGAUUAAAGUGACUCGAGCGAAUAAACGAGCCUCCCUUCGAAACGUCUCAUAUACAUAUAUACAAUGACAUAUUUACUCCUUCCGUUUCUCGCUCCUAUUUGUCUCCUUUUGUUUCCUUUUGUUCGCUUCUCCCUUUCUCUCUCUCUCUCUCUCUCUCUCUCUCUCUCUCUCUCUCUUUUUGCGUCUCCUCUAUUUGUACGCCUCCCAUUCCUCUCCUUUCAUCCCUCUAAUAGUGUGUUAUCCACUGUUCCUCUGUAUGGGACGGCCGUUCAUUCAUUGAAUCGAUCUCGGCGUGUGUAACAUCUGGCUAAAUGUCGUCCGCGCGAUACAUUCUUAACAUUCGGAUUCUGAGAUCUCGUAUCAGUUUUCGAGCCCCAAACUCGUUCACGCAUCGCUUGAUAUUUUUUAACAUCGAGUAGAAAAAAAUGGAAUAAUCUCUGUUAAAUAUAAUACAUAUAUUAAAUACAUAUUAAAUCUUAUAUAACGUAUAAAGAAUUGUUUAAAAGCAUUCUCACGUUUAAUGACGCCACAAGACGCUACAUGACGCUACAAUGCAUCCUUUUGGUAACUAUCUGGUGAGGGUCCGCGCCCAGGUAAUGACGAGAGAUGAUAGCUCGGGUGGUUGGGUUCCUUUGAGUGGUGGUGGAUUGGCAAAUGUCUCGGUUAGACGUAGGAUUACUUCAUCAGGAAUACAUCAAACAAACAAUACCAAUGGAAACAAUAUUUCUACUACAACCAACUCCGCACAUCCUAUCUCGAAUGCAACUGUUGGCCUUCAAAGUCAUGGAUCUUCUAAUAUCUCUCCGCCUGGUGCAAAUAAAAGAAAGCACGAGUAUCUUAUUUAUGGCAAACGCAUUACUGAUCAAUCGGUUGUUCUUAGUUGUAUAAUUAAAAAAGAUUUUGAAUAUAAUAAAGUGAUGCCAACUUUUCAUCAUUGGCGAACAGGGGAAAAAAAGUUUGGAUUAACAUUUCAAACAGCUGCCGAUGCAAGAGCAUUUGACAAAGGAGUUCGAACAGCAGUUGAAGAAUUGUUGGAAGGUCUGUCUGAUUUAACAUUAACCACUAAUGCUCCAGAUGCUGGGGACGAAGAUGUUUUUAUGACUUUGAAUUUGCCAGUGGAACCACCUGAGCCACGUUCCUCUUCAGACACACCUCAUGGAAUAGUUCGAGUACCAAAUUAUUCUCAAUAUUCAGAGCCUCCUGAUUCACAUCGAUCUAUUCAUCACAUUGGUGGUUCGUCCGUUAAGGGCCCUCCGUCGCAACAUCCUUUAGCAUCCGCUGCAGAUAUUGGAUCGGAUAACUAUCCUUAUGUGCAACUCACGACGCUUAAUCAUGAAUAUUUAUAUCCUAUCAUCGACGAUCACAAAAGUGAGAGAUUAGACGGACAUAAUACUCCCAAUAGUGGAAGUUCUCUAAAGAAGCCAGAUAUUAUAAUAUCCCAACCUUCGAAAAAUACUAUGAAACGUAAUGUACGUUUACGUUGCAAGCAUUGUCAAGAGCUGUACUCAGAACAGCAUAAUCCGAAAGGUUCCUGCGAAUACGCUCCUGAUCCAAUUAGACGUGGAAUCGCGAAAGUUUCUUGUUUAUCGUGUGCCCAAUGUAUGUUAUAUCAUUGUAUGAGUGACGCUGAAGGUGACUUUGCACAAAAUCCUUGUAGUUGUAGUACAGAAGAGGGAUGCGGACGCAGAUGGUUUGGUUUGGCCUUGUUGUCACUGAUCGUUCCUUGCUUGUGGAUAUAUCCUCCACUUAGAGCUAUACAUUGGUGCGGGAUGUCCUGUGGAAUGUGCGGCGGUCGUCAUCACCCUAUGGAAUAACUGGAGGAACCCUUUGAUAUCUCUGCUCCGUACUCAAUUGGAUCAAACAACUUUCCUGCAUCGUGUAAUGCAGUCGCCAAUGUGUAUGAAUGUCAUGAUCUAAGUAUGGGUCGUUGUCAGAGAUAUCAAAGGGGUAGACAACUUCCAGUACAUGCACUUAUUCAUCAGCGUCAUCUUUAAAAUAAAAUACAGUCAAAGUGGAAAUACCCAAUUUAGCACAAGAUGUCGCAUAUAGCCAACAUAAUGUAUAUUCCGUACAUUUUGUAUAUUUUAUUAGAGCAAGAUACGUUACUUAGUCUCACCUGUACAUUAAACAAUUUGAGGUAAAUUAGUAUUUACAGUUUGAAUGAUUAAUCUAUGGAAAGCACAUCAAAUGGACUCAGACCAACUAUUUGUGAUACAUGGUGCACAUUGUGAGAGUGUAACUUCUGUGAGUCGAAUAAAAAUUAAUUUUGUUCUUAGUUUCACUAAUUUUCACACACACACACACACACACAAUAUACUCACAAUAUUUAAUGGAGAAAUAGAUAAGAUAACUAAAUUAAUUUUGCUGGAGUUCUUAGAUUGUAGAAUGUAAUGUAUCCUGUGAUUGUUAAAUCUGAUACCCAAUAACUUGAAUUGCCAAGCUAAUCUUUGUUGACUUCAUUCUUUAUAACAUAUCGUAGGAUUAAAAAAUAAAAAUCUUUUGCUUACAAGUUUUCUUUAAUAGUGUAAACAAUAAUUGACAAAUCUAUAUAUGUAUAUAUAUGUUUGAAAAUAAGUAUAU